AUGAAUGUUUACGCUUGCUUAACUUUGAAUUACAGUUUAGAAGAAAAUAAAAAAUCAGUUAAAUCCUCAACGAUUUUUAACACUUUUUAUCCCUACAUGAGGUCGGAAUUGGAAAUUAUGAUGUGGAAUGUUUUAGAUCACCUCCAUAAAUCAUGGCACUUAAUAUCCAGUGAAGGGAAAAGAAAAAGCACAAACAAAGUCUUGGACAAGACACCUUUAACAAAUGUUUGGGACUACAUAAUUUAA
Messenger RNA from Clunio marinus, 246 nucleotides. The record is from the annotation of a GenBank genome assembly. NCBI's taxonomy places the organism in Eukaryota, Metazoa, Arthropoda, Insecta, Diptera, Chironomidae.